CAUCGGUGGCAGGGCAUAUAACCAUGAUUGCUGUCAUUGUGUUCGGAGUCCUGAACUUGGCGAAGAAGGUCGUGCAAAUGUACAACCAGGGAUGGGGCUUCGUUGUUGACUUUGAGAACUACCUGGAGCUGUCGCUGUACAUGUCGGCCCUGGUCAGCGUGACGCCUGUCUUCUACCCGGUGAUGAACCACUUCCACAUCAUCGCCGCCGCCGCCUCCGUCUUUCUUGCCUGGUUCAACAUGCUGCUCUACCUGAGGAGUUUUGAGUCGAUCGGCAUCUACGUGGUGAUGUUCGUCGAAAUACAGAAAACACUCCUAAGAGUACUCGUCAUCUUCUCGGUGCUUAUCAUUGCCUUCGGCUUGGCUUUCUUCAUCCUCAUGUCCCACGGCAAUCACCCGGAGUUCAGCAGCCUGCCGGUCGCCAUCUCCCGCACCUUCAACAUGAUGCUCGGCGAGAUCGACUUUCUGACGGUGUAUGUAUACCCGUGGUUGACGCCGUCGCCGAACAACACCACCAGCGACUCGUCUGCUCCGGUGGCCGGCGGCGGUCGCCGUAGCAGCCCCAGCAGCAGCGGUCACCGGGACAACCCCAGCGGCAGCAGGUCAGUGAGCUUGCAUUAUUGCCUUCUGUUCCCACUCGAAUGA
This is a messenger RNA of Pollicipes pollicipes, 644 nucleotides long. Its product is annotated as transient receptor potential cation channel subfamily A member 1. The record is from RefSeq and is a predicted model, not a curated record. Lineage: Eukaryota; Metazoa; Arthropoda; Thecostraca; Pollicipedomorpha; Pollicipedidae. The transcript has 5 exons. Gene Ontology annotation, molecular function: monoatomic ion channel activity. Gene Ontology annotation, biological process: monoatomic ion transmembrane transport. Gene Ontology annotation, cellular component: membrane; transmembrane transporter complex. The coding region runs from base 24 to 644 and encodes 206 amino acids.